Zalophus californianus (California sea lion) is the source of this 4694-nucleotide messenger RNA. It is a transcript of the gene CCT8L2, whose product is annotated as chaperonin containing TCP1 subunit 8 like 2. Gene Ontology annotation, molecular function: ATP binding; ATP-dependent protein folding chaperone. Lineage: Eukaryota; Metazoa; Chordata; Mammalia; Carnivora; Otariidae. Gene Ontology annotation, cellular component: chaperonin-containing T-complex. Gene Ontology annotation, biological process: protein folding. The record is from RefSeq and is a predicted model, not a curated record. The transcript has a single exon. The coding region runs from base 209 to 1870 and encodes 553 amino acids.
GGUUGAGCGCUGAGCUCUCAGCAGAUACAUCCCUGCACCCGAUCCUGGAGCGCCCACUUCUCCAGAUCCCAGCGGGGAGCGGGGGGCGACAUUCGGCUCCUUUUCCCACCGAGCCCUUGAGAAGCGUCAAAGAUCCGCCGCCCGGGCGCCCCCGCCCCGGCCCCUAGAGCGCUUCGGCCGCGGGCCGGGCUCCCGCACUCGGCCGGCGAUGGCCUGCAGAGCCACCUCGGCGCCGCCUCAGCUGCCUGAGCGGCUGGGGCCCGGGCCGAGGCAGCGCGCGAGGAGCCCGGGAGCGCAAGAGAGGCACCUGCUGAGCAGCGUGCCCGCGGCGCAGACCUUGGCCAGAGUCAUCCGGCCUUGCUACGGCCCCCACGGCCGGCAGAAGCUCCUGGUCACCGCCAGAGGAACCACCGUGUUCACGGGCUACGCCGCGGCCAUCCUCCGGGCCCUGGAGCUGCAGCACCCCGCCGCGCGGCUCCUGCGCGAAGCGGCCCACACGCAGGCGGAGAGCAGCGGCGACGGCGCGGCCUUCGUGGUUCUGCUGGCGGAAGCCCUGCUCCAGCAGGCCGAGCACCUGCUGCGCGCCGGCCUGCCCCGCUCGCAGCUGCGCCAGGCCUACGCCGCGGCGACCGCGGAGACCCUGGCCCUGCUGCCCUCCCUGUCCGUCCGCUCCCUGGGGCCUUUGGAAGAUCCCUUUUGGGCCCUCUAUUCGGUGAUGAACACCCACACCGCGUCCCAGAUGGAAUGCUUGACCAGGCUGGUGGCCCAGGCGUGUUGGGCCACCAAGGAGAGGGACGGCAGUUUCCGCCGCGAGCGCGUGGGGGUGUGCACCCUGCGAGGGGGGCGGCUGGAGGACUCGUGCCUGCUCCCGGGGCUGGCCCUGUGUGCGAAGCCCCGCGGGCAGGUGAUCACGGUGCUGACCGGCGCCAGGGUGGCUCUCUUUGUCUGCGCCUUCGGUCCUGCCAGCCCAAAUGCUCCGGCAACGGCCCGUCUCUCUGGUCCUGAUGACCUAACUAAAUUCAGGAAAGGAAAUGAACAGUUGAUAGAAAAGCAAGUAGCCCAACUGGUAGCUGCAUGCAUUAAUGUGGUGGUGGUAUUGGGGGACAUCGAUGAGAAUACACUGACACAGGCUGAUAGGUACGGCAUCAUGGUGAUUCAAGCCAGGUCCCGGGGGGACAUGGUCUACUUGAGUGAGGUGUUGGGCACACCUUUGAUGCCAUAUCUGCUUCCUCCCCUGAAGCCAGGAAAGUGCCAGAGGGUAUACCUGCAGGAGCUGGGGGAAGGUUUGACUGUAGUAUUUGAAUGGGAAUGUUCAGGUACCCCUGCCCUCACCUUGGUCCUCAGGGGGGCCACCGCUGAGGGGCUAAAGGGUGCAGAGCAGGCUGUCUACCAUGGCAUUGAUGCCUAUUUCCAGUUGUGUCAGGAUCCCAGACUGCUCCCCGGAGCGGGGGCCACAGAGAUGGCUCUGGCAAAAAUACUCUCAGAAAAAGGAAGCAAAUUGGAAGGGCCCAAUGGCCCAGCCUUCCUAGCAUUUGCACAGGCCCUUCAGUCUCUUCCUGAAACCCUUGCAGAGAAUGCAGGCUUGGUGGUCUCAGAGGUCAUGGCAGAGAUGAGCGGUGCCCACCAAGCUGGGAACUUCCUGGUAGGCGUGGGGGCUGAGGGGAUAAUAAAUGUGGCCGACGAAGAGGUGUGGGACACCCUAGCAGCCAAAGCCCAAGGUCUUCGAGUGGUAGCUGAUGUGGCUCUCCAGCUCGUGAGUGUAGAUGAAAUCGUACUGGCCAAGAAAAGUCCCAUGAGUCAACAGGACUUGAAUCCUGUUCCUAAGAAGGCAAGGCAACGCCCAUCUCCGGUGAAGAAAUCAACUCCUUAAACAAUUAAGUAGCAACAUCCUCAAUAAAAUGGGGAUUGCCAAGGAAGGCACAAUCCCCCGCAAAAAGAAUGUUUGCCAGGUUUAUUCCCUCCAUGUUUGGUACUGUCCAGAGUCAGUUUCUUUAGAUAAGAACAACAGAAAGGACCACAAGAUAAAAGUCCUUUUCACUGAUUUAUCUUGUUUCAGAUUCUUUACUUUUUUCAUUUCCUGUUUCUCUCCAUAUUUUUUUUUUCCUCCAAUAACAGCAGGAUUCAAUUCUAUUAAAGAUUUUUAAACUGAGUACCUGGGCUUUGGGGAUGAAAAAAAAAAGUACAGGAAUCUCUUUCCAACUGCUUGAGUUAUCCCCACACGAUAUCCUAAUAAAUGUGAAUUUCUGUCUAGAUGUCAUGUUCACAAUCUGAGAAUGUCAGUUCCAGCUCACAGGAGCAGCUGCACAUUCCUGUUGUGAUUAUUUGGGAAAAGAAGGGAAUGUUACUUUAAGGCAGAGAAGGAGGAGAAAAGGAGGAAGAGAAAGAGACAAAGGGAAAAUGAACCGGCAGGCAGAAAUAAAAUAAAAUAAAUUCUUGGCAUGGGUAACGGAAUAACACACACCUUAGAAGUGCACUAAGGUUGCUGUGUAGGGGAGGAAAACUGGGGAGCCCCUGGCACCAGGGUAUCCCCGGUAGGGCUACGAUUAGGGGCGGAUGCCCCUGGGCACUGAAGAGGGACUUCCAGCAGAGCUGGGAGCAAAGCAGCACAUUACUACCCAAAGCCUUUUCCACUUUAACCAUCCAAGUUAUUCUGCCUCUGGGAAAAGAGCAGAACCUAGGGACAGCAUCUAGGUGAUGGGAAGCUACAAUCUCUUACAAUCAUUAAAAAAAUAAAGAAAGAAAGAAAAAAUACUUUAAGUAUCUGGCAAGAGAACCAGACUCGAGAAACAAAUGUCUUACAGUGGGCAUAUUAGCUUCAACAAAGCAAAACAAAUGUGCAAAGAUUCCUUUAAAACUUGGAAGAAGUGAAAUCCUGAAAAGCUGUUAGUGAACAAAAGAUGGGAAAUGGAAAUGUAUAGAGCCAUACUCAUUUCUCAUUUAAGAUAUAUAAAACAUCCUUGAUGUGUCUUUCCUUGUUUUGUCUCCAUUGUUAUAUUUUAGUGAAUAUAACUGCUUUCAUAUUCCCCCCUGCCCUCAAGUUCCAUAUCAUUCUCAUAGUCUCAAAUUCCAUAACAGUGAUGAUGAUAGAAAUAGGUAAUAUUUUAAAGCAGUCCAAACACACUUUAUAUACAUUUUAUAUAGUCAUCAAAACAAACUUAUAAGAAAGGAGCUUGGUUAACUCUCAGUUGCAGGAGCUUCAAAAAAAAGUAAUUGACCAAAGUCACACAGUAAAUAGAAGAGGAAAAUCCAUUCUCUUAUUUGUUGUUUUAUCACCCCAAUCUUACAUUCCUCAAUUGUGAUGUUUUCAGAGAUAUAACCCCUAUGAUUACAAAGAAAGUAUGUCUCAAAGGCCUUCUGAAAAUUUACAAUGUGUUUUUUAAAUCAGACAAAAAGCCCUGUUUAUUGUAUAUAUAUGUAUAUAUAAAAGACGGCUCUUGCUCACAGAGAACAUUUUAGUUAUAUAUCCAACACAUAUGUAAUCCAAACAAUGUAAGAUCAUGUAUUUUAAAAGUCCUAAGUUUGACAUAUGGGGGAUUUUUUGAUAAUUUAUUUGGGGAGAAAUCAUAUUGCAGCAUUAACAUCUCCUUUGCCCCUGGACAGACAGACAGACAUACACACACACACACACACACACACACACACACACACACACCAUUUGUAUACAUGUAAAAACAAGUUAAAAUGAUCGAGGAUAGUCUUACAAGGGACAAAGAAAGGGAUAGCAGACACAAAUUCAACUGGCAUACGCUGAGAACUCUGAAGGUAAAAACACCUGACCCAAACUUGAAGCUUGAGGAGACAGAAUUCAGGCAUCUUAUGGGAUGUGCCGGGGAGGGCCUGGAGCUCACGCUGCUCAGGCUCCUGAACCGCCUUGGUUCCCAUCUAUCCCAAGACUGGUGGGUCAGCUCUUCGAUUCUGUGAACUGCCAAAUAUCCUUCAGAUCAGUCUCCUUGAGUGAGCCAGACUUGCUCUCCCCUUCUUGAGAAAGCAUUAGCAGCUCUAGAAGGGAAGGAAACAUCAUAGGACAGUGAAGGUGACCACUGGGGCAGCUGGUAGACCGGGCUUAGGGAAGAGGAGCAGAAUGGGGAGUCCGCUAUUAGCUCAAAGUGCUUGGGUUCCUCUUAGCUUCAGUUGAGGACACCUCCUCUCCAGCCCACCUCCUGAGCUCUUGCUGCCCAAAGUGUGAUGCCUGAACCAGGAAUGGAUCACCAAUGUGGAAGCUCAGCCCUAACCCCCACUCCCCAGACCUACUAUGUUAGAAUCUGCACUUUAACAUGAGCCCCAAGGGAUGGGGUGCAUAUUAAAGUUUGGGAAGCAUGGAUUUAAGCAAUGACCCAGAUUAGCUCUAGCUUGAUUAUGCUUAGAGUAUCUUAAUAUCUUUAUGUUCUGUUUAAGGGUUAAAAUAUAUGACUCGACAAAUUUCUUUUCUCCUGCUGACUUUGGAAAAGUUCACCAGCAUUUGAUCUCAGUUUUACUGGAUCCAAUCCUGCUUCCAACGUUACAAGAUCAAGGGUCUCAGGUUUUCCAAAGGCCCACAAAGUUGGCUACAUAUUUCUCUUCCAAGAUGGGCUUCUCUUCAACUCCAGCAGCAGCUGAAUUUCGGAAACGACACAUCCUAUCGCACGUUCCUUAUGGAACUUGCUCCUGGUGGACUGUCUGUUCUUCCAUCCCCAAUUCCUUCCAGUUUAGCAACU